Messenger RNA from Portunus trituberculatus (swimming crab), 601 nucleotides. Its product is annotated as U-scoloptoxin(01)-Cw1a-like. The coding region runs from base 67 to 459 and encodes 130 amino acids. Gene Ontology annotation, molecular function: chitin binding. The transcript is spliced from 3 exons. Gene Ontology annotation, cellular component: extracellular region. Lineage: Eukaryota; Metazoa; Arthropoda; Malacostraca; Decapoda; Portunidae. The record is from RefSeq and is a predicted model, not a curated record.
UCAUCACUUCAUCUUGUACCCUCGGCGUGUGUAGCUACCACCACCAACACCACCACCACCACCACGAUGAGAGAGGCCCUUGUUCUCGCCGCCCUGGUCUCCGUCGCCACCGCCCGCAUGGCCUACGUGUUCUCUUCAGGCUUCGAGGACGUGAUAGGCACACCCAGCGAAUCGUUCAGUUGCGAGGGAAGGCCUUAUGGUUACUAUGCCGAUGUGGAUAACGAAUGCAGAGUCUUCCACGUGUGUCUGCCCAUUGUUGGCGAGGAAGGAGAGGCUUCCACAGUCGCCCACUUCUCGUUCUUCUGCCCAAAUCAGACCAUGUUUAGCCAAGAGUCCCUCACGUGUUCCAACAGCCAGGAGGCGUUCCCCUGCCAAGACGCCGCCUCUAUUUACGAACUGGUCAAUGCUGAGUUCGGCCGCAUCCCAGACCAGGAUAUUGACCUACGAAGCAGUGAAUAGGGAGAGGGAGAGGAAGAGGAUAGGUUAAGAAGUGAAUGAAUGAGUUAGAGUGAUAUAUAAAAAUUUGUGUGAAUGAGUUAGUGAUAUAUUAAAAAUUGUGUGUCUUUUUUUUAUAGGGAAAGAUAUUGAGUUAUGAAAUGAG